This is a messenger RNA of Clavispora lusitaniae ATCC 42720, 378 nucleotides long. It is a transcript of the gene ATP20, whose product is annotated as F1F0 ATP synthase subunit g. Gene Ontology annotation, molecular function: proton-transporting ATP synthase activity, rotational mechanism. NCBI's taxonomy places the organism in Eukaryota, Fungi, Ascomycota, Pichiomycetes, Serinales, Metschnikowiaceae. The record is from RefSeq and is a predicted model, not a curated record. Gene Ontology annotation, biological process: proton motive force-driven ATP synthesis.
AUGUCUGCCAUCAUCAACAAGGCCACCGGUCUCGUCAACUCUGCCGUUGCCAAAUCUACACAACUCGCCAACUGCGCCGUCUACUGGGGAAAGGUUACUGGUGAGAUUGCCAAGACCGUUUACAAGUCUGAAGGUUUGGCUCCACCAUCGCAAGCGCAAUUCAAGCAGACCUACCAGUCGUGGUUCAAUGUGUUGAAGAGCACUAACGAGCAGAAGCAGCUCCUCAAGAAGUUGAGUGGCGUGCAAGCUGACAAGGCUACCGUCACCAAGGCUGCUGUCUACGGUAUCCACUGUUUGGCCUUUUUCUCUGUGGGUGAAAUCAUCGGCAGAAGAUCCAUCUUCGGCUACCCAGCCGUUGGCCACGCCGAGCACCACUAG